AUGAAAUUUGAGGACGAAAGAGAACUAGAGGGUGACGAGAAUGCAUUCAAGGACAACAUUAUUGACCCACCAUUCCGGACACGAUCGGAAAAACACCACGAUAACAGCCAUGAUGGACGGGCACCGACAAUGACUAUCGAGGUCGUCAGGAUUGGCAGACCCCUGAAAGUACUUUCCCUGCUGCUGGGAAUUUUGGCUCUAGCUCUCCUAAUCGUCACGACCUGCACUUCUAGCUGGAUGAAAGCGGGUCAGGUUCGGAUGGGCGUCAUUCAUGAGUGUGUCCCACUGGAAAACGGUGAAUUCACUUGCUCCCAGACUUCUUGCUUCACGCUUCCAUUCUUCAUUUCAAUGAUCCUGGCUCUAACUGGCCUGGGAUUUCUGUUUGUGGGCGUGCUACUUUUCAUCGCAGCCAUGUUAACCUACGCACUGACCACUAAGAUGUGCCUCUACAACGCGACGCUCGGUGCGUUUAUAAUCUCAGCUAUUACCUACACCGCCUGUCUCGUGCUUCAUCCAGUCUUCUUCCUCAUCCAAUUCUCUGAUGAACAGUUUCCAACUGAGGGACACACGCAUGGAAAAGAAAUUAUCCCAGGCUAUGCCCUUUUCAUUGGCGUGGCGGGAGUCCUCACACUUAUCGUAUCGACGGUUCUCCUCAUCGUCGAUAAACGAGUGGACGAAAUCAUCUAUCGGGAGAAAAUCAACCAAUGA
Molecule: messenger RNA, 708 nt
Organism: Mesocestoides corti
Lineage: Eukaryota; Metazoa; Platyhelminthes; Cestoda; Cyclophyllidea; Mesocestoididae
Source: the annotation of a GenBank genome assembly